Messenger RNA from Ctenocephalides felis (cat flea), 3577 nucleotides. RefSeq names its product arfGAP with SH3 domain, ANK repeat and PH domain-containing protein-like. Gene Ontology annotation, molecular function: GTPase activator activity; sequence-specific DNA binding; protein binding. The transcript is spliced from 18 exons. Gene Ontology annotation, biological process: regulation of DNA-templated transcription; positive regulation of GTPase activity. The coding region runs from base 226 to 3471 and encodes 1081 amino acids. Gene Ontology annotation, cellular component: cytoplasm. Lineage: Eukaryota; Metazoa; Arthropoda; Insecta; Siphonaptera; Pulicidae. The record is from RefSeq and is a predicted model, not a curated record.
ACUGAAUUCCAUAAAAUGUCUUAUAAAUAUGUGAUUUAUUCUUAUAAAAAUUUGUGCAAAACAAAAAUUGCCAAAAAUGAAGUUAUAAAUAUGAUUUAGGUUAAUAAUAGUUAUUUUAAAUUGAUAUCGGUGAUCAAGUUUGUGGAAUUUGUGCCCGUGUAGUUCGGAUUCAAUUGUGCAAGUACAAGUUUGACAUUAGCUGUCACAGUGUAUAUUAAAAGCAAGAUGCCAGGAUUAAUAGCAAUUUCUGAAUUCGUCGAUGAAACUAGGGAGGAUUAUAAUUCUCCCACGACAUCUACUUUUGUGGCUCGUAUGCCUCAAUGUAGACAAACAUUAGUGACAAUGGACGAGAUUCUUGAGUAUGACCGCGAAGGCUUAGCGAAAAUGAAGAAAGCUGUUAAAGCUAUACAUAACUCUGGAAACUCGCACGUUGACAACGAAAUGUAUCUAUCACACACACUGGAACGUCUGGCCGGAAACGCUAUGAAUAAAGAUCCGGAACCGGAUAUUGGAGCAGCUUUUUUCAAAUUUGCUGUAGUCACCAAAGAAUUGUCCCAACUGAUGAAAACACUGAUGCAAAAGGUGAAUACAAUUGUCAUGCAACCUGUAGAAGCUUUACUUAAGGGUGAAUUACGUGGAACUGGUGAGUUAAGGCGGCCUUGUGAUAAGGCUCUUAAAGACUAUGAUCUUCGUUAUGGAAAACUGGAAAAAGAAAAACGAGCCGCUGCCAGAGAAGCAGGUCUAAUCAGGCAAGAAGUAGGAAGCGCCGAAGUUGCAGACGAAACAGAAAAAGAGCGCAGACUUUUUCAAUUGCAAAUGUGUGAGUAUCUUAUAAAAUUCAACGAAAUAAAAACGAAAAAGAGCAUUGAACUAUUGCAGCAUCUAGUAGAGUACUACCAUGCGCAAACCAAUUAUUUUCAAGAUGGCUUAAAGACAAUAGAACAUUUCGGAAGUUACAUAUCUGAUUUGAGUGGGAAUUUGCAGAGAAUUAGGCAAAAACAGGACGAAGAGAGACGAAGGCUUUUGGAGUUGAGAGCAUUACUAAAAAGUGCUCCGGGAUUAGAUAGAGAGAAAGAAGAACGUGGUUUAUAUUCACUACAUCAAUUACAAGGAGAUAAAAAUCUUGGAUGGACAAAGUCCGGUCAUUUACUCAAAAAGUCUGAGGGAAAGGUUCGAAGAGUAUGGCAAAAGCGAAGGUGUCUUGUACAGGCAGACGGUCUUUUAGAUAUAUUUCACGCGUCGGAAUCUAAACCACCUACUAGAGUUAAUCUACUCACAUGCCAAAUAAAACCAGUUCCAGAUGAUAAACGAAGCUUUGAUUUGAUUUCAUAUAACCGAACAUACCAUUUUCAAGCGGAAGAUGAACAGGAUCGAAACGCCUGGCUUUCUGUUUUAGUUAAUUGCAAAGAAAUGGCUCUGUCAAGAGCGUUCCAGGAGCCUCAAAGCGCUGGAAAUCCCUCUCUGGUCGAAUUGCAGCAAACUAUCAUUAGAUAUGUGCAGAGACUUCCGGGGAAUGAUAGAUGUUGUGACUGUAACUCUACAAAUGAUCCCACUUGGCUUUCAACCAAUUUUGGUAUAAUAGUCUGUAUAGAGUGUUCUGGAGUACAUAGAGAUCUUGGCGUACAUAUAAGUCGUAUUCAAUCACUUACUCUCGAUAAUUUGGGCACUAGUCAGCUUAUAUUGGCCAGAUUCAUGAGCAAUCAAGCACUUAAUGAUAUUUUAGAGGCUACGUUAUCUCUAUCACAUAAACCAAAUGCUUCCAGUACUAUGGAAGAGCGGUAUAAUUUUAUAAGGGCCAAAUAUCUUAGUAGGCGUUGGGUUGUGCGAACUUGUUGCGAUGAUAUUGAUAAAGCUAAUGAGUUGGAGCAUUCAAUAAACAACUGUGAUCUUGGACAACUCUUACAAGCCUGGGCCGAAGGAGCCGACUUAGGCGCACCACUGCCUUGUUCGGACGAUAGUCAGUCUUCUUGUACAGCUCUACACUUGGCAGUCGUGCGUAGCGAGAACGAUUCGCGAUCAUUACCUCUCGUUGAUUUUCUCGUUCAGAACAUGCCAGCCAAUGGUUUGGAUCGGACUUGUGGUCAAGAUAAUAUGACGGCACUGCAUUUAUGUGCAUUACACGAUCGACCAGAAUGUAUCAAAUUAUUAUUAAGAUCAGGAGCUGACGCUACAUUAAAAGAUUCCAAAGGUAGAACUUCCGCCGAUGUAGCCAAUGAGAUGGGCCAUCAUGUCUGUAAGGAAUUGUUAGAGCACGCGUCACAGCGAUAUAAAGGUCUUUUUGAUAAUGUGAAUAUAGAUUGGAAUCUUUCACAUGACGAUGGUUCUACAGACUUUUCUGAUGACGAUACAAUAAUUGAUGAAAGGAAUGGUUCAGUAACACCAGAGAAACGGUCCAGAUCGAGGCCUGGAAGUUAUGCAGGUGGCGAUUCUCCGGUAUUAAGAUCAAGAUCAUCUACUUGUGAUUCGCUACAAGGUGGCUGUAGCCCUGGAUCACAAUCUAGAAAUUCGGUACCGAUACCAGUACCACAAGCAAGAAAGUCUGUUGGCGCUACAAUGCAUUCACCGCCCCGUCAUCUUUCAUCUUCUGCAAUGUCAAUCAGUAGCAAUUUGAAAAAGCGAACGGCUCCAUUGCCUCCCCAAGGUACUGCCAAUUCAUCUGCCAGUUGUGUGACAACGUCUGUUGUCAAUAUUUAUGGAACUUUGCCACAUGGAACUCAGUACCAAAAUCACCAUGUUCAGCAACAGCAAAAUCAACCAUCACAAACAGGUGGUCAGAUCGCUGGUUACCAUACUAUUGCUGGUCAUAGGAGGACGCCGUCCGCCGAUGCUAGUUCUAGAGGAGCUAUGCUAGCUGGAGCCAAGCAGGUUCUGCCAAUUGAUGUACCCAUCGGUCUUCUAAAAGGUUUAGAUAAAUCCCAAUCCCAAUCUAGUAGCGUUUUAAGGCCGAGAAUGCCACCGCCGCCUACACCACAUGGCUCUAGUGAUACAAGAUCUUUAUCAAAUGGAAGAUCCACAGAAAGUAUAUCAUCUAUGUGCAGUGAACCUGCAAUGAAAAAGGCUUCUGAAAAAUGUGAUACUAACAGUUCGGGUGCGAGUCACUCCCCAUCUGCUACCGAGAAUAAAUUUGAUACGAGUUCCAUAAGUCCUAAUAGCACUGGCGCUAGCCUUAACCUUUCAGGCUUACUCAAUGAUUCUGGUCUAUCUGAUAAUUUAGGUCUAAGACAAAUGGAUAUGUCCAGAAGUAGUGAUGGUUCACCGGGGCAUCAAGGGUCUCCACCUAAAAAGCGCUGUCGGGCCCUAUAUGAUUGUCAAGCGGACAAUGAGGAUGAACUAUCAUUUCGAGAAGGAGAAAUAAUAAUUGUUUUAAGAGAUUGUACUGAAGACGACAACUGGGCGGAGGGUCACAUAGAGCAUCAUCCCCACAGACGGGGCAUGUUUCCAAUAUCAUUUGUACGGGCGUUGCCUGAAUAGUGAGAACUACAUGUUGGUGAUGAUGCAAAAAUAUGAUUGUAUUACGCUGGAAAAGUAAUUGCAAUUUUCUGUUAUCUAUCUUUCAUCGUUUUGUCAGACUUUAAAG